Messenger RNA from Malassezia pachydermatis, 279 nucleotides. RefSeq lists its product as hypothetical. NCBI's taxonomy places the organism in Eukaryota, Fungi, Basidiomycota, Malasseziomycetes, Malasseziales, Malasseziaceae. Bases 1 to 279 code for a protein of 92 amino acids. The record is from RefSeq and is a predicted model, not a curated record. The transcript has 2 exons.
AUGGCUCUCUACCGUCGUGGACUGCGUCUGAUCCGUACGAAGCCCGAGGCAUCGCGCUACGAUUUUCUGCUGUACCUCCGCCACUUUUUCCGGCACCCCUCCAUGGGCGGCGGCGUAUCCGUGCGUGACUUUGCCACCGUCGAGUACAUGAUGCGCCGCGGAAACAAAAUGCUCGAAGAUAUUUACGAGAACCCUAGUACUAAGCGCAUCCGCUUGAGUCCCGCGGUACUCGACGACAUGCACGAGCUCGGCCUGAGUGCGUACCGCCGACGCCCAUAG